GGACCUUAACGUUGGAUAAGUUGCAUAUUAGUUAGAUUUGUGAGAUAGAUGGUAAAUUUAUAUCAUUAUGAUGUCACCAUUAGAUAUAGUUUUCCACAAUAUGCGAGACUUUGAUUGCUUAAGAAAUUGUCCAAAUUUCUUCAUGACCAAGACUUUCAAAGUAGUCCAAAUCAUGGAAGUUUUAGCCAAAGAGAGUUCCAUUAGAUAUAGUAGGUUAAAAAAUCUUUAAAGUCUUUUGUCCAUCAAUGUGAUAAGCCUGUUGACAACUCAUUCCAACCACCGAAAGGAUUGAUCAGUUUCUACCCUUACAGACCGGCAAAAGUAACAUAAGAAGUCGGUCAAGGUAAACCAUAGAACCCCAGAUGCUUGUCAAUGAACAUAUCAUUUUCUAGUGGCUAAUAUUUUUUAAGGUCCUUAGGCUACUUACGUUGGACCUCAUUAUAUCUUUGCUUUUGCUUGAACCAUUCUUUUGUUUUUUCUUUCUCACCUCCUUUUCAAACUAAAUCAUAAAUUCAAAUAUAAAACAAAGCUAAAACCAAGUCAAGAGGCUUCUUUAUCAUGCUACACCUACCACACACAAUUUUCCUUUCUAUGUUCUUUCUUCCAAGUCUAUGCAUUUCUUCUCCUAUGUUUCCCUCUUCCUUUUUCUUGUCUUCCAUCCAAAUGCACAUCCUCAAACUCUAUAAGCCUUUCCAUAUAUGCAUCCUUGUAAUCAUUUUAAGCACAUUUGCUAUACCAACUCUUUCUAUAGAUGAAAAGUUCGUGGCUUGCGCACCUCAAACCUGUGGAAAUGGACAGGAAAUAAGUUAUCCUUUCUGGCUUUCUCAUCAACAAGAAUCCUUUUGUGGAUAUCCGAACUUUGAGAUCAUCUGUACUCAUGAAAACCCGAUUCUAAGAAUUUCGAAUGAUGAUUAUAUCAUAAAGGAAAUAUUUUACUCAAACCAUUCUUUUCUAGUGGCCAAUGCUGCUGUUUACCAUGAGAAAUGCUCAGUUCCUCAAAACAACUUUAGCCUUGAUGGAACUCCAUUCAGCUUUAGAUCUGAUCCCGUCAAUUUUUCCUUCUUUUACAAUUGUACUUCUCAACCCUCAGAAAAAAUCUUCCCCUAUCGAGUCAGCUGUGUUAGCAAUGAAACCCACCAUUCAUUUGCUGCUUUUCAUGUGGAGGCAUUGCAGCACAUGAACUAUUCGUUUAGCUCGUGCGAAUCUUUAGUUCGUGUGCCUGCUAAUAUGGUUUCUGGUGUGGAGUUUAAGAGCUUGUUGAAUAUGAAUUAUACUGAAAUCUUGGAGAUGGGAUUCCUUUUGAAUUGGAAUGCACAUAGUUGUGGUAGUUGUGAGACGAGUGGUGGGCGUUGUGGAUUGAAUGCUAAUGAAUUCAUUUGUUUUUGUGAUGAUCGACCUCAUAAAAAAACCUGCGAUGAUGGGAGGGAUUGGAAACUCAAGACUGGCAUAGGUAUAGGCGGUGGUUUUGUUGGGAUACUAUUGAUGUCCAUUAUAUUCUAUAUCUAUCAACGCCGCAAAAGAAAGCAAAGUGCUCCGAGAUCCUUGUUGUCUCGUGACAUAUCUUCUGACAUCUCAUCAGUGAAGGAUGUCGAGAAGGGAAGCUCGUAUCACGGAGUCCAUCUCUUCACCUAUGAAGAGCUUGUAGAAGCGACUAGUUGUUUCGAUUCGACAAAAGAACUUGGAGAUGGAGGAUUUGGCACAGUGUAUUAUGGGAAACUCCGAGAUGGACGAGUUGUUGCGGUCAAGCGUCUCUAUGAAAACAAUUUCAGGAGAGUGGAGCAGUUCAUGAAUGAAGUUGAGAUUUUAGCUCACCUGCGUCACAAAAAUCUGGUUUCGCUCUAUGGCUGUACAUCCCGCCACUCUCACGAACUCCUCCUGGUAUACGAGUACAUUCCCAAUGGAACUGUUGCUGAUCAUCUUCACGGAGAAAGAGCAAAACCUGGUGCCCUGCCAUGGGCUAUCAGAUUGAAUAUUGCUGUAGAAACUGCAAGCGCAUUGAAGUAUCUCCAUGCUUCUGAUGUCAUUCACCGCGAUGUGAAAUCCACCAACAUUCUCCUGGACAAUAACUUCUCUGUCAAGGUAGCAGAUUUUGGAUUGUCUCGUCUCUUCCCAACUCAUGUCACUCACGUUUCAACCGCUCCACAAGGGACUCCCGGUUACGUUGAUCCAGAGUAUCAUCAAUGCUAUCAGCUCACCAGCAAAAGCGAUGUCUUCAGCUUCGGUGUGGUCUUGAUGGAGCUUGUAUCUUCCUUGCCUGCUGUUGACAUCACAAGGCACAGACAUGACAUAAACUUGUCUACCAUGGCCAUGAACAGGAUCCUAAAUCAUGCACUGCAUGAACUAGUAGACCCGAGUCUCGGGUUUGAUACAGACCCUAGGGUGAGGAAAAUGAUAACUGCUGUAGCGGAAUUGGCAUUUCAGUGUCUGCAACAGGACAAGGACUUGAGACCAUGUAUGGUUGCUGUGCUGGAUGGACUAAUGGCAAUACAAAGUGGGGAUUACAGCACGGAUAACACAGAGAGGAUCGAUAGCGCAGCUGAUGAAACUGUUUUGCUGAAGAAAGGUCCACUUUCACCAGAUUCUGUCGCAAUUAAUUGGGAUAGCAGGAUUACAACGCCAAAUGCAAGCGGUUAAAGUUUUCUUGUAAAUUUUAGUUAAUCUUGCAAUAGUAUCGAUAAGAAUACGCAGGUACUAUCCACAAUAUAAGCCAAAAAGUGGGAGACUGCCUUUUUUCCCCUACUAAAUCUUUGAUGUCUUGAAUGAGAUGUACAUAUUGUGUC
Morus notabilis is the source of this 2780-nucleotide messenger RNA. RefSeq names its product LEAF RUST 10 DISEASE-RESISTANCE LOCUS RECEPTOR-LIKE PROTEIN KINASE-like 1.2. Gene Ontology annotation, molecular function: ATP binding; protein kinase activity; polysaccharide binding. Bases 559 to 2634 code for a protein of 691 amino acids. Gene Ontology annotation, biological process: protein phosphorylation. The record is from RefSeq and is a predicted model, not a curated record. The transcript has 4 exons. Lineage: Eukaryota; Viridiplantae; Streptophyta; Magnoliopsida; Rosales; Moraceae.